UUUACCUUUCAACCCUCCGACCCUCCUCCCUUUGAUGAGAAGGUGCAAGGCGAGUUGGCUAUAAGUUGUAACCAGGAUAGUUGGUACGUCUCCCUCUUCUCCCUUUUUCUCGUCCGGGUCUUGCUUUUCCCCUCUCUUAAGUUUUUGCACGUUGAACCCUUUCGUCAUAUACUUCACUUCAACCAGACUUGACAAGGUUCUAGGUCUUCCACUCGUUAGCUUUCGCGAUCAACAACAUCAACAUCAACGAUGUCCGUCGUCGAACCCCACACCCACACCCAUACCACGGCCACCCACUCCGCCCCGGUAACCACCGCCGCUACCACUACCGCUCCCAUCACCAACGAGAAGAAAUCGUUCUUCUCCCGUAAAAAGGUCCCUCACCAGACUCAGGGCGUACCCGUCGGUGUCAACGGUGCGAACGGCCACGGUGCCGGACUCGGGCAUGGAGUUGGAAAUGGACAUGAUGGUAUGCACACUUACCCUCAAGCUCACGGUCAAGAGGGUUAUGCGACGAACGGGCCGUAUGGGAGGGGGUUCAAGUUUGGGUCUUGGUUCAAGCUGAACAUCCUCGACCUCCUCACCAUGGCCGCCAUGGGCGCCAUCGGCCUAGGAGUAUACGAGGCCGAUCCGGCGCCGAGGAGACAUUUUCCGGUCAUCGUACCCGGGAGCAACGUGGGCACUGGGUUGGGGGAGGCUGUUUAUCCAGAGUUCGCUUACCCAUACCGCAAGAACAUCAUCCCCAUCUACGCCGCUGCCCUUAUCGCCUUUUUCGUACCUUUCGUCUUCUUCGUGCUGUUCCAGAUUAGGCACCGGUCCCCGGGCAUGCUUCUGGACUCGACGAUGGGUUUGCUCGAAGGGUUGAUCACCGCCGCCGUCUUCCAAGUCUUCCACAAAUGGCUCAUCGGCGGGCUCCGACCUCACUUUUUGGACGUCUGUCAGCCGGACCUGUCUAGGCAGCAAGGAGCAGGGUUCUUGGGGUACAUGUACACGAGGGAGGUUUGUACGGGCGAUGAGGGGAGGAUCAACGAUUCGUUGGAGAGUUGGAUGUCGGGGCAUUCUACUGCCGCUUUUGCCGGUCUCGUGUACCUCUUCCUCUACUUCAACGCUCAGCUCAAGGUCAUGUCCGACCACCGACCUGCAUACUGGAAGAUGAUCUUGACGAUCGCUCCGAUCUUGGGAGCCAGUCUGAUCGCCGCCUCCUUGACCGUCGACGAAUACCACAAUUGGUACGACUGCGUCGGGGGAGCUUUGACCGGGACUUUCUGCGCUUUCAUCGCCUACCGCAAGACCUUUGCCGCCGUCUGGGACUUUAGGUUCAACCAUAUCGUCACUCCUCGUACCACCUCGUUAUUCAGUCGACAUGCUAUCGCUGGACUUGCCCGCAAGUUUACUUACCAGCACCACGAUGCCAUGGCUCAGCGACCCGCUGCUAGCGAGGGCGGAUGGAGGGAAGAAUCCAUCGGUGGAGCACCUGGCGAUGCCAUCGGUCACGCUUACCCUGCCGGUGGGAAUGCUGGGCAGUUCGGCUCAACAGCCGGUCAGGCUGGACAGUAUGGUGGAAACACCGGAUACGCCGCGCAUCCCGCCAUCCAGGUUUAAACUCUGUGCACGUCCAUCUUGUCGCUCUCUCGAUACACGCUUUUGGGGUGGCCAGGUGCCUUUAGCUUUGCUUCGAUAGACGUUUCUUCUUGUGUUCAGGUUUGAUUCGCAAUUUUGCUAUCCGUGUCUAUGUUGGUGAUAUAUAAUAAUCGUUACACGGAUUCGGCCACGAGCAUAUUUCAAGGGGAAGAAGCAUUGAAGUGCGGUUUCAAGGAACUGUAGUACCUAUGCAAUACUACUUAUUAUCAUCUCGC
Molecule: messenger RNA, 1856 nt
Organism: Filobasidium floriforme
Lineage: Eukaryota; Fungi; Basidiomycota; Tremellomycetes; Filobasidiales; Filobasidiaceae
Product: phosphatidic acid phosphatase type 2/haloperoxidase
Exons: 13
Coding region: 250-1602 (450 amino acids)
Biological process (GO): phospholipid metabolic process
Molecular function (GO): phosphatidate phosphatase activity
Source: RefSeq, a predicted model, not a curated record